AUGACAAUAAUGAUACGGACUAAUGAGAACAUAACAAGACUGUUUGCCAAGAGGGAUACAUGUAUGGAUAGGUCGCCCAUCGAUUUCGACCUGUCACAGUGUGCUGGUGGGUGCUCCAUGCAGAACCUUCGACCCGGGUUCACGCUACAUUUCUCCCGCGGCUACACGGAUCGGAAGGAAGCCACGCGAUUCUUCCAGACAGCAAGACCGAGGCCCCCACAGCUAAAACCACCGAUCGCACAUUUCAGCAGCGCACUCAACAUACUCGAGAUCCGAAGAAGCCCGCUCUGUUACCGUUCCCUUGGAACUCAACUCUCUAUCAUCACAAAUACCGAUCCUCAAACGAAAAAAACACGCCCGGUGACAAAGUUGUCCAGCCUCACGGGUACCGACGAGCCGGCCACCGUUGCCCUCGG
Acaulospora colombiana is the source of this 416-nucleotide messenger RNA. The record is from the annotation of a GenBank genome assembly. NCBI's taxonomy places the organism in Eukaryota, Fungi, Glomeromycota, Glomeromycetes, Diversisporales, Acaulosporaceae.